Molecule: messenger RNA, 1938 nt
Organism: Morchella importuna
Lineage: Eukaryota; Fungi; Ascomycota; Pezizomycetes; Pezizales; Morchellaceae
Exons: 6
Coding region: 1-1938 (645 amino acids)
Molecular function (GO): zinc ion binding; DNA binding
Source: RefSeq, a predicted model, not a curated record
AUGUCCACCUACAGAGCUGAAAUCUCAAACGGCCGCGCUGCCUGCAAAGUUGUCGGUUGCGCUAGAGCCAAGAUCCCCAAGGGUGAGCUCCGCUUCGGUUCCUGGGUCGACGGAGGUUACCCAGGUUGGAACUGGCGGCACUGGGGUUGCGUAACACCUAAGCAGUUUAUCAACAUCCGCCAAAAGUUCACGACCGAUAAAGGCCUUGACAUCACAGCGCUAGACGGAUACGACGAACUAACGCCCGAAUUUCAAAUGAAAAUAAAGGCAGCUGUUGAGGCUGGCCACGUUGCCGAUGAGGAUUGGAAAGGAGAUGUCGCAGAGAACAGACCUGGCGCGCCUGUAAAGCGUAAGAAGGCUGCGAAGAAAGAUGAGACCGAGGAGGAAGAGGAGGAGAAGGUCGAGGCUGCCACUGAACCCGAGAAGCCAAAACGUGGCCGCAAGAAGAAGGAAGUCGAGGUAGAGAUCAAGGAGAAGCCCGCCGACGUUCCUGCUGGCGAGUCAGAGGCCGAGGCUGAGACCAAGGCCGCGCCUAAGAAAACUGGCGGCCGACCUAAGAAGGUUGUCGCUGAACCCGUCGCCGAGCCUUCCGAACAAGAAGAGCCCAAGCCAGCGCCUAAGAAGAGCGGUCGCCCCAAGAAGGCGGCCGCCCCAGCAGCUGAACCCGAGGCUGAGGCUGAGGCUGAAGAGGCCGAGGCUGAGGUGGAGGUGGAGAAGCCAGCACCUAAGAAACGUGGCCGCCAGCCAGCAGCUGGAAGUGAGCCAAAGGCGAAGCGCGAGAAGAAGCCGCCAACUGAGCCGACACGUGCACGUUCUGCCAGGACCGCUGCGGUGGCUAAGAAGAGCAUGAAGGAAGUCGAGGAGGACCACGAAGACGAGGAGCCGAGUGAGGAAGAGAAGCCUGUCCCCAAGGAAAAGAAGAAGGCAGCACCGAAGGAGAAGGCCACUUCCAAGGAAAAAGCCACCUCCAAGGAGAAGGCUACGCCCAAGGAGAAGACUACACCAAAGGGAAAGGCUGUGACUAAGGAGAAGACUGUGCCGAAGGAGAAAGCUGUUACCAAAGAAAAGGCCGCCUCUAAGGAAAAGGCUACUACCAAAGAAAAGGCCAAAGAGGAGUCUGCGACGAAGGAGGGGGCUGCCCCUAAAGAGGACCCUGCCCCACAAGUGGAAGAGGCCGCGCCGAAGGAGAAGGCGAUACCCAAAGAAAAGUCAGCGCCAAAGGAGAAGAAAGCUCCUGCCCCCAAGAAGCCCACCAAGGCUCAACUCGCCAAGGAAGCCAAGGAGGCUGCCGCUAAGGAACCGGUGCCCGAAGCUGCAUCGACCGCCACUGAAGCUGCCGACAAGUCGGCCGAGACCAAGGAUGCCGACGUUGAGAUGAGUGAUGCCGACGCUAUCCCAGCCGAGAAGGAAGCCGAGGCAGAGGCAGCCCCCGAAGCCGAGGCCGCCAAACCUAAGAAUCGUGGUGGCCGUCCCAAGAAGGCCGUCCCACCCGUCGUCCCUGCCCCAGCUCCCAAGGAAAAGGAAGAGCCUAAACCCAAGGCUACUGCUGGCAGGAAACGCAAAGCUCCUGUUGCCCCCGAGGAAGCCACUGAAAAGACAGUUGAGGAAGAGCCUAAGGAGGAUGUCCCUAUGGUCGGAGACGAAAGCAUCAUUACCGAUGCCACCACUUCCGAAGAGCCAAAGAAGAAGCGCGGCCGCCCAUCAAAGGCCAAGGAAAUCACCGCAACAGCAAAGGCGCCUGCAGCCAAGAAGGGUCGCGCGACUAAGAAGGAGCCCACUCCUGCCCCGGCAUCCGCAUCUGAGGAGCCGGCAGCAAGCACAGAACGCAAGAGCAUCUUUGGCGGUGAUGCCGCGGAGCCAACUCCUGCUGCUGCCCCCACGGCCGACGCCGCUGCUACUGAGGCUGCUGCAACAACUACCGCUACUACCACUGCAUAA